Messenger RNA from Spinacia oleracea (spinach), 1980 nucleotides. RefSeq lists its product as uncharacterized. The record is from RefSeq and is a predicted model, not a curated record. Bases 295 to 1761 code for a protein of 488 amino acids. Gene Ontology annotation, molecular function: protein binding. The transcript has a single exon. NCBI's taxonomy places the organism in Eukaryota, Viridiplantae, Streptophyta, Magnoliopsida, Caryophyllales, Amaranthaceae.
CGCUAAUAUAAACAAAAGAAAUGAAAAAGCAACAGAAAAAAGUACCCCUAAAAUCACUUCACUCAACUCCAAAACCAAAACCAAAACCAAAACCAAAACCAAAACCAAGUGUAGCAGUCUCUCGCCGCGCAACAUAAAUUGAAAACAACCCUUCUAAAAAUCUUCACUCUCGAGUCUUCCCCUUCCCCGCUUUUCAAUCAUCCAUAAAACAACCAUGCUCCCUUAACCCCUCUUUCUCUCUCUUAAAACAUCCCCAAAUUCUCUCUCUUCCCAAAACCACCCUCACCCUAAAACAUGGACAAUUACCCUUCCUAUUCUUACCCAGAUUCCGGCGACUCCUCCCCUCGUUCCCGUGAAAUCGACUUCGAAAACCCUCCGCCGUCAUGGGAAGAACAACAACAACAGCAGCACCAACAACCGCCGCAGUCUUCACUCAACCACAAGGUCAAAUUCAUGGUUAGCUAUGGCGGUAAAAUUCAGCCGCGCCCUCACGAUAAUCUCCUCUCUUACGUCGGCGGUGAAACCAAAAUUCUUGCUGUCGAUCGCUCCGCCAAAUUCUCGUCUCUCUUGUCCAAGCUUUCGUCUAUUCUUUCGUCAGAUUCCGCUGCUAACGACGCUAUUUCUGGUUUUACUUUCAAAUAUCAGCUCCCCGGAGAAGAACUCGAUGCUUUGAUUUCUGUUACCAACGAUGAUGAUUUGGAGAAUAUGAUGCAUGAAUAUGAUCGCCUCUUUCGCGGCUCUGCCAAACCGGCUCGCUUGCGGAUUUUUCUGUUUCCGAUUCAUAAAGCCGGUUCGUUUGGCUCUACUUCAUCUGAAACUGGUAAGAUAGACCGUGAUUCCGACCGGUUCGUUGAGGCUUUGAAUUCCGGCCCACCACCGCCUCCUCCUCUUUCUCAGGUGAAUAACAACAUGGAUUUCUUAUUCGGAUUAGACAAAGGCCCGGUUCCAAUUCAACUUCCAGUUCAGGUUCAGCGACAUGAACCGGAUCCACAGAUAGACGCACGGAUCCAAGAGCUGAACCGGAUGCACAUCUCAGUACAGGAAAUGAAUCGACAAAAAUCCGAGGAAGCGAAUUACGCCGCCGGUGCUCCGGCGAAUAUUCAAUCGUCUGUUCAAAUUCCGUCGGGAUACUGGCAACCACCGCCACCGGCAAACAUGGAACAACAACAACUGACACAGCAGAUGCCACCUCAGCAACAGAUGCCACCUCAGCAUCACCAACAAUUCCAUCAACAACAACAGCAGCACCAACCUCAACCACAGCAUCAACAACAACAACAACAACAACAACAACCUGUUUACAUGGUGCAUGCUCCACCACAGGCGAAUGUAUACCACGCGCCGAUGAUGCGACCAGUGACCGGACAACCAGGUCAACCCGGGCAAGGAUACUACCAUAUUCAAAGAGUACAAUCCGACCAGGUAUACCGGGAGCAGCCGGUGCAGUACAACAUGGGAUCAGGGAAGAUGGGAGGAUACUCAGAAGGAAUGGGAUUACCGGUAAGGCCAGUAGCAGGUAUGACGGCGGAGAACGCGGGAUACACGCAAAUGGCGUAUGAUAAUGGAAGUGGGAGACAGGUGUACUAUGGUGCGCCACCUGGAAAUGGAGGAGUAAUAACGACGCCGUUUCAAGGAGUAGCGGUAAACGGAAGCGGUGAGAUGAGAACGGUGGUAGGUGGUCCAGGAGGUUUAACGAGUGUUCCUGCUGAGGGUAAUAAGGGUAUUCAGAAAGUUGUGUCUAAUAAUUCUUCUACCGUGUGAUUUUUUUAUUGUUAAUUUCAGGAAAAUAAAAAUAUGAUAAUAGUAUUAAUUAAAAUGGGGAGAUGUAUUAUUAUUAUUCUGAUUUUUGGUUUUAUUUUUUUAAGUAAUAAUAAUGUUACAAUAUUGUUCAUUACUUAUUUAUUACGGAGUACUCUUUAUGGGCAUGUUUGAGGUGAUAUUUUAUGCAGUUUAUGGAAUAUAUGUUCACAUCUUAUUUCA